CCUCGCCGGCAACCGCCUCAACCUCCACAACCGCAUCCUGACCCUCAUCCGCGAGAACGACCUCGACGAGGCCUCCCUCCUCGUCCGCCACUCGAUCUACUCCAACUGCCGCCCCACCAUCUUCACCUGCAAUGCCGUCCUCGCCGCCCUCCUCCGCCAGUCCCGCUACGCCGACCUCCUCUCUCUCCAUCGCUUCAUCACCCAGGCCUCCGUCGCCCCCACCGUCAUCACCCACAACCUCCUCCUCCAGGCCUACUGCGACUGCCGCAAGACCGACACCGCCCUCGAGCACUACCGCCUCAUCCUCAAAGACGCCCCCUUUAACCCUUCCCCCACCACCUACCGCAUCCUCGUCAAGGGCCUCGUCGACAACGCCAAGCUCGACCAGGCCCUCGAGCUCAAGGACGACAUGACCGCCAAGGGCUUCUGCGCUCCCGACCCCGUUGUCUACAACUUCCUCAUGUCCGGCUUCGUCAAGAGCGACGACCCCGACCGCGUCCUCUCCCUCUUCGAGGAGCUAAAGGAGAAGCUCGGUGGCGGUCCAAUUCUUGAUGGGGCUGUCUACGGGAAUCUCAUGAAGGGUUACUUCAAGAAAGGCAUGGAGAAGGAGGCGAUGGAUAUCUACAACGAAGUUCUUGGCGAUGGUUCCAAUGUCAGGUUUGGGGCCGUCAGCUACAAUUCGGUGCUGGAUGCCCUGGGAAGGAACGGGAAGCUGGAGGAGGCGAUCGGUUUGUUUGACAGGAUGAUGAAUGAGCACAACCCACCUCGGAGGAUCGCCGUGAACUUGGGGACCUUCAAUGUGAUGGUGGAUGCGUAUUGUCUCGCCGGAAGGUUUGAUGCGGCGAUCGCUGUGUUCAAGAGGAUGGGCGAGAAGAAAUGCAGCCCGGACACGCUGUCUUAUAACAAUCUGAUCGAUCAACUCGGGAAGAAUGGAUUGGUCGCGGAGGCUGAGGAGCUGUACAGGGAGAUGGGAGAGCGUGGGAUCAAUCCGGAUGAGUACACAUAUGUUCUGUUGGCGGAAGCGUGUUUUGGAGUGGAUAGGGUGGAUGAUGCCACGGGUUACUUCAACAAGAUGGUGGAAUUGGGGCUGAGGCCAAAUACGAAUGCAUACAAUAAGGUUAUAGGAGGGUUGGUGAAUGUAGGAAGGCUUGAUGAGGCAAGGAGUUUCUAUGACCAGAUGAAGGAGAAGGAGACGAAGCCGAACAUCACCAGUUAUGAGAUGCUGCUGAAGGCAUUUGUGGAGGCUGAGAGGUUGGAUGAUGGCCUUAAGGUGGUUAGGGAAAUUCUGUUGGAUGAAGGGGUGACUUUCAGUGAAGAAAUGAAGGAGCUUGUGGAGGGGGCUUUAAGGAAAGAAGGGAGAGAGGAUGACUUGGGAAAAUUGUAUGAGGAUGUAGAAAGGGAGAAAGCCGAGGCAUUGGCUCGAGCGGCAGAAGAGAAGGCGAGAGCUGAGGCUCUUGCUAAGGAAGAAGAGGAACGGAAGAAGGCCGAGGCUGCUGCAAAGGAGGCAGCUGCUGCCAGAGCCAGUGCUGCAGCUAUCGAGGCUGUUUUGGGACGGAGAAAAGAAGUGGGAAAGGAAGAGUCCACACCUGCUGCUGUCGGUGCUUCUGAUGGUGGAUUGCUGAAGGGAGAAAGAAAUGGCAGUGGAUCGGUUGAAGAAAAGAAAGCUGGAGAUGCAGAAACUAACAGUGUGAAUGUUCCUGAUGCGCAGGUGCUGAAAGAAGAGGAUGAUAACAGUAGCUCGACUGAAGAAACAAAGGAAGGAGCUGGAGAUGCUGCUCAACAGGUAUCAGCUUCAUGAAUCUGAGCUUGUUUGAUGGUAUCCAUUUUAAUAUCUUGGCAAGGACAGCUCUUCUCUGUGCUGGAUUUGAUCUGUUGCGGUGAUACUGAACUGUUGCAGGAAAUGUAGCUAGCUAAUCAUUUAGGUAUUUUUAUAAGGGUCAUCAUUAAAAAAUGUGAGUAAGGUUUUAUAAGCAUAGAUAUUAGUCAUUGUUGGAAAUGAAAGUUUUGGCUCAGUAUGUGUUCCAUCCAUUGUAAUCUGGAGAUCCUGAAAUCUGACAUUAAUGGACAUCUUGGUGUAUUUCAAGGUUAUCAUUAUUUGUGCACCACUGCCUUUUUCUUUA
Molecule: messenger RNA, 2120 nt
Organism: Elaeis guineensis (African oil palm)
Lineage: Eukaryota; Viridiplantae; Streptophyta; Magnoliopsida; Arecales; Arecaceae
Product: pentatricopeptide repeat-containing protein At3g49240, mitochondrial
Molecular function (GO): protein binding
Source: RefSeq, a predicted model, not a curated record